CGGCUGUCGGAAGCGUCCACGGUCAGGCUCGGAGGGAGGGAGGGACGCUCGGCGGAAAUCUGACACGCUAGCUUCGGCAGCGACGUAUCAGCAGAGGGUGGUGACCGAAACUAAUCAAAACGGCACGGCAGUCCACCACCUGAACCAUCAAUCCGGGAUUUACGAGCAAAGGCGAUCAAUCACCGGACUGCCGUUAGCCUUCGAAAGUCAGCGGGUUUUUUUUUAUUUUUUAUUUUUUUUGACUUGUUACCGGUGACGACAUGGCUGAAUGUAACGUUAGCAUCGACCAGAAAAAACUGCCUGGAGUGAAAGAGGUAUGCAAAGACUUCGCUGUGCUGGAAGACCACUCCCUGGCCUACAACCUCCAGGAACAAGAAAUCGAAAGCCACCUGGCUUCCAACGUCCACAAGAGCCGGCUGGUGCAGAAGGACCUGCAGGUGGCCAAGAAGCUGCAGGAGGAGGAGGACGAGAGGGCCAAGAUACAGAGCCAGAAGCAAAACAGUGACAUCGAGCGACAGGACAUUGAGAUCGCACAGGAGAUUCAGGAAGAACUGGUCCGACAGGCAGAGCGGCAGCGACAGCAGGAAGAGAAGGAUGCGGCCAUCGCUCGUCAGCUGCAGGAGAAGGAGAUGAAAGAGGAAAAGAGGAGACAGAAACAGAUGGAAGCAAAACAUGAGGAGGAUUACUAUGAGGAUCACGGAGCUCCGAGAACCGCCGAUGUGGACAAACAUGCCCGUCAGAAAUCACGAUCACCUGACCACUUUGAUUCAUACUCUCCCUCUCGCUCAAAUCGAAAGCACUCUCCAGAUUAUUCCGCCGAGCCCAAAAGGAGCGGGUACCCAAAGCAGGACUCUGCAGCACCUCGUGGUCACGCCAGAUACCCGGAGCACCACGCGGAGGCGGAACGAGGGCGCAGCAAGCACGCGGAUCCGUUCCCGGAGCACCUGCUGCCCUCUAGAGGCAAGCAUGGGGACAGGUACCCAGAGUGGGAGCCUUCAUAUUCCAGCAGGGCCAGGGAUCAGGGGGUAAUGGAUGCAGACGGAGUGAUGAGGAGGAAGGAGAAACCAGCCAGACCACCUCCCCCGCAAAUCACUUUAGAGCGAGACAAGGACAGAUCUAGGCAUGAAAGGGACAGGGACUAUAAAACGGAGAGGCGUGUGGAGAAGGAGUACUCCAGAGACAGGGAGCUGGAUCCCAGGCAGAGAAGAGAGCGGGAGAAGUCCAGAGAUCGAAUACUAAGCGAGGACAUGCAGAGGGAGAGGGACAGACAGAGGCACAAAGACAAAGACCGACGACGGGCCAGGAGCAGGGAGCGAGCGCUCGAUUUGGACUCGUUGGAACGCGGAACCAGCAGGGACAGGCCAAGAGACAGCAGGGGAUCCUGGGAGGAGGAGGAAGAGGAGGAUGACGGUGGGAGGAGGGCCAGGAACCUGCAGCGUGUCCCCCCCAGCCCCAUCGAGGUGUUUGACGGCUUUACGAACGGCGAGGCGCGGGCGGACGCCAGGGAGAUCUGGGACCUCCAGCAGGAAGAAGCUCCUGGAAGAGAGCGCAGUCAUAGCCACCCCAGCAGAGAGACAGGCCAUGUGGCGCACAAAGGAAGCAGCUCAUCCAUCGCAGCGGACGAUUAUGGGCUGACUGACGCCACAAAGGGGUUGACGAACCUCGACCUUCGGGAGCAGGAGCUGAAGGACAUGGAGGUCGCGAGGAGACUUUACGAGGAGGAGCUGAAGAAAGCGAGCAUUAUGCAGGAGCGUGCAGCCCAGGUGGCAAAAGAUGAGGAAAUAGCCCGUCUCUUGAUGGAAAAGGAGAAGAAGGAGUACAGAAGGAACCGAGAACGUGAGAAAGAGAAGGAACGAGAGAGAAUGGCCAUGGAGAAGAUAGCCAUGGAGAGAAAGCGACAUGAGGGAAACUACAAGCCAAGUUCGGAGGAAGUCGUGCGGCCCAGAACGCGAGAUGAGUACGAGCACCACAGACAGAGAAGCAACAACAACAGACCUGCCCGACCUCCUCAGCCUCGCACACACGACUAUGAGAAUGUUAGCUCGGUGUAUGGCUACUCAGACCACCCCGCUCCCUCUCGCCCUCCACACAGACCUGAGGCAGCUUAUAGAGGUGCCUAUCAGAAGCGGUGACUCAAGAUCUGUACCUUAUCCAGACAUGCUGUCAGCCCUCCAACUUUUUCUUUGUCUGGUCUUUUUCUUUUCUUUUUUGUUUACAUAUUUAUUUAUCUAUUUUACCCAUGUUCACAUUUAUUUCCACCAAAAUCUUUGGAACAAACUGUGUUAGAUUUGGGACUUUUUCUUUAUUCCUUUUUUUUUUUUUUUUAAACCCUUCAAAGUUGUGUGUCGAUGAGCGAUAGAGCAACAUAUUAUUUUCGUCUCUUUUCUAUUCGUUAAUCUGACGUUAGCACUAGCCAAAGGACCAGUUUCGGCCCAUAAAUCUCCCAUGAUUCCAAGGUGUUGAAAGGACAUGACUCCUUACUCGCUCUGGUCAUUUUGUGCGGACGUUGGUCCCAUCUCUGGAUUGUGCCAUCAUCAUCAUCAUCAUCAUCAGGGCUCCGUGCCUCAUCUGGACGGACAUACUGGAACCAUGCAGCUUCUUCAUGUCUCUGUGCGGGGACGUGUCCGUCUGCUGCAGCUGCUACAGUGUCUUGUAUAUCAACAUGGCAGCUGCUUUUUACAUCCUGCUGUUCAAUAGUCAGACCCUCUCCAUGUGCCACGCAGCCUGCGACUCUUUCUGUCGCUCUCAUUUUACAGAGACAGAAAAUAAAACAGGCCUUUGUCAUGGUGCUGUCAACUCUGGCUUUGUUUCGUUUUGUUCCGGUGAGCUUGUUAACAAUCCAUUAAAUGCCUUUUUGGCCGUCUUUUUCUUUUCUGGGGCAUUUUAUUUAUUUUUUUUCAGCCUCCUUCGAAGCGAACAUGGUAUGACUGUAUAGGAAUCACUGUUUCUCUGUGCAUGCUUACUGAGACUGUACAUGCAUUUCAGAUGUAUAUAAAAUAAUCCAGCUCUUGCGUAAUAAUCACAAAGGGCUAAAGCCACAAAAAGCCAAUAAUAUUCAGUGUGAAUAAACAAAAUAUCUACUUGUCCAUAUUCGCUGUAUGAAAGGACUUUUCUGCAACUUCUUUUUCAUAUCUGCAGUCUGAAACUGAAAUGCAUGUACGUUGCUUGUCUGUCGACGCUGAAUUCAUGCUUGUGCUUACAGCACAGAGGUUGUAUGUUUGAAUAUUUGCUUUUUUUUUAUGCUGAUGUGCUGUCACAAUAUGUGAAAUGAUUGUGUAAAAUUCUCAAUUAUUCCUGACGUCCUUAAUUCUUGUGCUGUAGCAGUUCUAUUUGUUCACAAAGGGACCUUUAUAUUUAUUUUUAUACUGAAAUUUGACUUUCCUGCCAUUGUUUUGUCGUGACCCAAGCUUUUCCCGACGUCACUUCCAGGUUUUUGUCUUGAACUCAAAGACAGAUAUCCCUUCCUGUAUGGAUUUAAAACAACAGAAAGUUAUCCAGUAUCGCACAAGCUCUUCCUAACGAAGAGAAGUCCUGCUGAAAGAUUUACAGUUUUCUGUUCAUUUUAAGUUGAGAAAAGGAAAAUAAAGAGCACAUUUAUUUUAAAUAUAGGGAAAUGAAAAGCAACCUGUUAAUACUCAGUGCUGCUUCUGAGCUCUUUUUGUUGUCAUAAAUGUUGCUGAAAUAGAAAUUGUUUGCUUCCAAAACAAGUUUUCCUGCUGUAAGGACAAAUCUUAUUGUUUUCUUUACCCAAGUAUGAGGAGUUGGAGUUGCUAGUGACAAAAUGAAGGUUUUGAAGGAAACUUUGUGCUAAUUGUUGACUGAACGGGACGUGUGCCAUAUGUUAUUACUUUUCAGGGACAACAAUGGUUUUAAAAAUUAUGAAGUUGUAGCAGAGUUGGCAUUUCCUUUAAAAAAAAAAAAGUGACUUCUAAUGUAUUAUUUGAAGAGAGCGCCACCUUGUGGGUGCCUCAGUGGUUGGGGGAUUAAAAAGUGAUUAAACUGAUCAAUAUGA
Messenger RNA from Fundulus heteroclitus (mummichog), 4012 nucleotides. RefSeq names its product coiled-coil domain containing 50 (gene ccdc50a). Gene Ontology annotation, molecular function: ubiquitin protein ligase binding. The record is from RefSeq and is a predicted model, not a curated record. The transcript is spliced from 12 exons. Gene Ontology annotation, cellular component: cytoplasm. NCBI's taxonomy places the organism in Eukaryota, Metazoa, Chordata, Actinopteri, Cyprinodontiformes, Fundulidae. The coding region runs from base 261 to 2132 and encodes 623 amino acids.